AUGAGCUACCAUACUCCUACACACUUCCAUGUAACCAAGCUCAGGUCGUGCUGUUCACCAACACAUGGUCAGCAACUUUUAAACGGUUUUACACCACUAAGUUUAAAUUUGGUACCGUGUUAUAAACUGUUGGACCUGAACCUUUUAUUGUACCGCGCAUCACGACGAGAAACCAUCCUUAAGGAACAGUCACAUGCUCACAUUUCCACAAAUUUUAAUAAUACGUUUAUCUAUGAAGAUUUUGUUCCAUUGCAGGCCGAGCAACAAUCAACAACCUCAAUUGUUAUGAACAAAACAUCCUGCCGUCCCCUUCGUGCCCUCAAUGAAAAUACAUCGUUGCAGACUGCUAAACGGUGA
Vavraia culicis subsp. floridensis is the source of this 357-nucleotide messenger RNA. RefSeq lists its product as uncharacterized. The transcript has a single exon. Bases 1 to 357 code for a protein of 118 amino acids. The record is from RefSeq and is a predicted model, not a curated record. NCBI's taxonomy places the organism in Eukaryota, Fungi, Microsporidia, Pleistophoridae.